Molecule: messenger RNA, 2166 nt
Organism: Uranotaenia lowii
Lineage: Eukaryota; Metazoa; Arthropoda; Insecta; Diptera; Culicidae
Product: leucine-rich repeat transmembrane neuronal protein 4-like
Exons: 2
Coding region: 14-859 (281 amino acids)
Molecular function (GO): protein binding
Source: RefSeq, a predicted model, not a curated record
UCAACUGAUAAGGAUGAAACCGUUUUGGACGUUCCUGGUGCUGAUUGGAUGUUUUGAAGCUGUCAAACUGUCACCAUGUGCUGAAAUUGGACAUUCGAGUGAAAUUUUCAGAAACGAUCCCAUGGCUUGUGCCGUAUUGGAUUUGGAUCAGGGAAAUUUCACUCACGUGAAUUCCAGCGCAUUCGGGGAAGAUCAGGAGAACUUGGAGCUGAUCAACGCUAUUCUAUGGCAGUUUGGAAGUGAUCAAUUUGAAAUGCUUCCUGCUAGCAUUAAAUAUUUGACCAUCAGUUACGGAAACGUAUCGGAAGUGUUUUUUGUAUCGGAGAAAUUGAUAUCGUUGGCUGUUUUGGAAAGCAAUCUAGAAAGUUUUGUGGUAAUGAACCAAAACAACAGUGAACUCAAAAGCUUGACUCUAAGGUCUCGGUUGUUGAAUGAAGUUCCGUCCGAACUUGGCUACCUUCAGUCGCUGGAGGUACUGAGGCUGAGCAAUUGUAAUCUAAGCUCAGUCAAUGCAGAUAGCUUUCUGAUGCUGGUGAAUUUAACUUUCCUAGAUCUAUCCGACAAUCGAAUCGUUUCGUUUGAGAUUGUUCCAACGGCAAAAUUUCUGCGGCUAAAAGAGCUACAAAUCGAAGAAAAUGAGCUGACCGAAAUCGAUCACUUUCCGGAGGCCUUCCCUAAGCUGAAGACUUUGAGCCUGUUCGACAACCGUUGGUUCUGUGACUGGGUCGGAAAAGUUCGGAGGAAAAUUUGGAAAGCCAAUAUUGUGGUUUACGGAAGCAAUGCGCAAUGCGCUGCUACGGGAGGAUUGUGUUGUGUUAAAAGAUCAAAGCAGGAAGUUAUAGAACCUUUGAAAUUAUAAACUAUAAAAAAAAAUUAAAAAAUUAUGAUCCUAGCUAUUUUUCGAAAUAUCCAAUCCAGCUCAGAAAAAAAUCCUCUAAAACUAUACUUAACAAAAUCACAACUCCCCAGGGGGGCGAAACUUCAACUGCUGUUGUUAUGACAGCGCGAAGUGGCUAUGUAAAUAGCUGCAACCAACAACGUCCAACUGUCACGACGGACGAUUGCUCGAACCCCCAAAGGGGUGGAAACAAUCAGCAGCAGCGCAGAUUAAAUUGUGGACAUCCUGAGAACGGCCCCGUGGUAGCUGAUCUGAAUUUAAGUGACUAAUGGGACAAUAAUACACGUUAUUUACUAGCCAUGCAGUGCUGAAAGCUGCUCCAUAUCCAAUCCAAUAAUCGUGCGGUGCUGCAUAACAAGUGAUAAAGCCCUCCCCCCACUCGAGUAUAUUUCUGGUUUUUAUCUCAGUUGAAACAAAGUAGAAUCGGGCACUGAUUCACUUUUGGUUUGAUAACUUAAUGGAUGUGUGUUUAAAAUUUAUCCAGGCAUUAGGUUGAUUAGGCUGUCCAGUGCUAGAAACUACUAAGAUUCGUAAACUUUCCAAUUAAAAUUGACGUUUGGUAAACACAGCCUUUUUAUAAUUAACAAAUUUAAUGAUGGAUUUAUAUCGUAGAAAACAGACGUGCAAACUCGAUCAAAAAAUCUUCCAAUAAAUAAGUUCAUAAAAUUUCAAAUGUUAUCAACAGAAAAAUACGUUAAAAAUUGACCUUAAAACAGUGCCAUCUAUUGCCCCGCUCAAAAGUUAUAAACCACCUUUCAAAGUGCCAAUUUUGUAAAAGGCGUAAUCGUAUAUGAACAAAUAAAUAAACCAAUGCCUCACUAAAAUUUAAGUAGAAGGUUCCAAUUUAUUGCAAGAUAAAUGCAAUUAGAGUUACUUUUGCCUGGACAAAAUGUUACUUCCUUUGUUUUUGCAUUACUAGAGCAGUCAAUAAAACUCACAGCUUUGGAAUAAGGUUUUGCACUAUUUAAACGAUUAUUAGAGUCAGAGGACGUAAAUAUCGGCUAUUUCCAAUAUAAUCAUUCUUGACGACAGUCUCGCCCAGCAGAUUCAGAACAUCUCCGAGCGGGUUACUUUCAUGUAUCAGUUUUGCACACCAUUGUUUAAAAUUAAGUACUUCUAGUAAGUUUGAAGGAGAUAGUAUAUAAGUUUUCAGAUAUUUUUUCAUUAUGCAACAAGAUUAAUGUGUUAUGAAACUUCAACAGCAAUUUCUUGAAAAAGGCCAACUUGCUCAUACGAUCUGUUCAAAAUUGACUAACUUGUUUUUACAG